CCUACAAGAGCCGGCCCCCCUCCUCCGUCUUCCCCUUUCCUACCUCCCCUCGCCGCACCGCGCGAAUCAAACCCUCGCCGCAAGUAAGAAAUCGAGGGGCGAAAUCCAAAACCCCGCGAGCCAGCCCGCCAGCCACCCACCCACCCGGACCCGCCCGCGGCCAUGGUGGUCUACACGCAGGAGCACGUCUACCAGCACCCGUGGGACCGCGUGACGGCGGCGGCGUGGCGCAAGUUCACGGACCCGGCCUCCCGCACGGCGCUCUCCCACGUCGCCGACGUGCACACCCUGCAGCGCCGCGUCGACACGGACGCCGGCCGCCUCCACGCCGCGCGCUCCAUCACCGUCCGCUCCCCGCCGCUCCCCUUCAUCCUGCGCCGCCUCCUCCCGGCCGCCGCCGCCUCCCCCUCGGGCGCCGCGAUCUGCCACUGCGUCGAGACCUCCGUCGUCGACGCCCCACGCCGCGCCAUGGACAUCGUCGUCCGCAACGUCAGCCUCCGCGGGAUCAUCGAGGUCGAGGAGCGAUCCACCUUCCGCCCCCACCCGGACCGCCCCGACGACUGGACGCAGUUCAGGCAGGAGACCACGAUCCGGUGCCGCCCGCUCGCCAAGCUCGCCGCCGUCGCCGAGAAGGUCGAGACCCGCUGCGCCGAGAGGUUCCUGCAGAACAGCGCCAAGGGGAGGGAGGUCGUCGAGCGGAUCUGCCGCUACCUCGAGGCCGAGGCCGCCGGCGCCGCGCCUUCCGCCGUCUGAUCCGGCCUGGUUUGCGCCCCCUCUCUUGGCCGUUCUGGAUCUGAUCGAAUCCAAGGUUCCGCUCGAUCUGUGCUGCGGCUGAAGACCCAGGCCUCGCAUCGAGGCCCUUUUUUGUUUGUUUUUUUAAUUUCAUUUUGUUUUGUAUAUGAGCUGAAUCCUGAAUGGAAUAAAGCUUGUGAGCAUAGACUUCAUUGCUGUGUUGUAUGUGGAGAAAUUUUAACCCUCUUUUGCGCAUAUUCUUGUUGAGCUACAUUCUGAUCUGCAACAUGUCAUGGGCUUUCUGUGAAGGGGCUAUUCUAUUCUGUGACAUGUUGGUUAUUGAAUAUGGAAGAUGAGUAACUAUGCGAUUUAA
This is a messenger RNA of Aegilops tauschii subsp. strangulata, 1105 nucleotides long. RefSeq lists its product as uncharacterized. NCBI's taxonomy places the organism in Eukaryota, Viridiplantae, Streptophyta, Magnoliopsida, Poales, Poaceae. The record is from RefSeq and is a predicted model, not a curated record. Gene Ontology annotation, cellular component: mitochondrial intermembrane space.